This is a messenger RNA of Symbiodinium natans, 1440 nucleotides long. The record is from the annotation of a GenBank genome assembly. Lineage: Eukaryota; Dinophyceae; Suessiales; Symbiodiniaceae.
AUGCCAGACAAAGGGGCAGAUGGACCCCUGCAGAGCUUUCUGGCUCGCGGGCCGCGUCCGGACCAUGUUCGCAGGGCGGCGUUGGCGUACGUCUGCACGCAGGUCGGCGCUGGGCUGUUGGCUUUGGGGCCCGCCGUUGCGCAUGCCGGGUGGGUGGGCAUUCCCAUCAUCGUGCUUUGCGCCUGUUGCGCUGCUUACACCUCCUACCUCUUUGGCUGGAUCAUGCUCCACACGCAGGCCGCCCUCGACAGUGGCCGAGCCACCACGACAUCAGACACCGACUCCGAGGGCUCCAGCGAAAGGACCGACAGUGAUGGCAGUGAUGGCAGCAGCAGCGAUGGUCGGGACGAAGAGAUGUUUCCGAGCUAUGAGAACAUCGGGUACCAAGCUAUGGGGAACUUUGGGUAUGUGGUGUCCAAGCUUCUCCAGUGUCUCAUGCUGGUCGGUGUUUCCACGAUCUUCCUCGUCUUGAUCGGGGUAAAUGCCUCACAAGUGGAACGGAUCUUGGGCGUCGACUGGCUCUCCAAGCGGAGUGUGAUCCUGGUAGCCGCGGCGUUUGAGCUGAUCCCAUGCUACUUCAUGGCCACAGUCAAGGAGACCUUCCUGCUCACGGCGCUCGGAUCCCUAUGCUCGGCGAUCUGUGGGGUCGUUGUCGUGGCUGCUGCCUUCACCACAGACCCCUCCAAGCUGGACGGGUGUUUGGACGAUGGGGCAAGAAACAGUUGGCCCUUGAUUACGGAUGUGCAAGGGCUCUGCCUUUGCUGGAACACCGUGGUCUUCGCUUUCGGAGGCAUCAAUGUCCUUCCCAGCCUUUUGGUGGACUUCCACAUCCGCGGCGUCUUAGCCCGGGCGCUGGUGAGCUUCACCUGGCGCUCCUACUCGUUCAUCAUCGUUGUCUACGUUGCCGUGGCAACAGCUGGCUUUGCUGUGGGCGGGGUUGCCAUGGCAAGCCAGAAGGUGGACUCGAACGUUCUCAUCGGGCUGUCUGGCUGUCCAGGCGACGAGGUGAAGUCUGUGAAUUGGAGCCUGCUGGUGGCGUACAGCGUGAUUACUCUGCAUGUGCUGCUCGCUUUUCCAGUGCCCUUCCACUCGGGGACAGAAACCCUGGAGGCCACUCUGGGGACUCGAGCGGGAGCUCUGAAGUCCGGACUCCCUGGCCUAAUGAUGCGGCUGCCACGUCUCCUGUUCCUGGGGUUCUGCACUGCCCUGGCCUAUAGCUUGCCAUUCUUUGGCGCCUUGCUGGAUGUAGUUGCUGCCAUCGCCGGCCAGGGCACCGUGUUCAUACUUCCGGUGCUUUUCUCGGUGGCGAUCCAGCGGCAGCUGGGCUUGCGAGUCCCUUACUAUGAGUGGAUUGUCGACUUCAUCUGCCUUCUGGUGGGGGCGCUUGGGGCCAUUACCGGAGUCUACUACGGGACGAAGGAGCUGGCUGCCCUGCGAUGA